AUGAUUUCGAAAAUGUUGAUUGCUUGCGUGUUAGUGCUUGUGCCACUGAUCGUCAAUGCUGGUAUUGAUGAUGUAUGUCUUGCGUGCAUCUGCCAAGUUGAAUCAGGCUGUCAACCUCUUGGAUGUCGUUGGGAUGUUUAUUCCAAUUCGUGUGGUUAUUAUCAAUUAAAAAAAGGUUAUUGGCAAGAUUGUGGUUCACCAGGUGGUUCGCUCGAGGCGUGUGCUGCUGACAAGAGUUGUGCUGAUCGAUGUGUACGGGCUUAUAUGCAACGAUAUGCGAACCGAUGUACUGGUGGUCGUACACCAACUUGCCGAGAUUAUGCUCGCGUUCACAAUGGAGGACCUAGUGGAUGCAAAUCGACAAGCACAAUUGGUUAUGGUAAUCGUGUUAUGUCAUGCUAUUAUAAGUAA
This is a messenger RNA of Adineta ricciae, 411 nucleotides long. Lineage: Eukaryota; Metazoa; Rotifera; Eurotatoria; Adinetida; Adinetidae. The record is from the annotation of a GenBank genome assembly.